Molecule: messenger RNA, 1476 nt
Organism: Patella vulgata (common limpet)
Lineage: Eukaryota; Metazoa; Mollusca; Gastropoda; Patellidae
Exons: 8
Coding region: 352-1476 (374 amino acids)
Molecular function (GO): protein binding
Source: RefSeq, a predicted model, not a curated record
GAUUUUAGUGAAUGCAGAAGAUUGGCUGUACGAAUAUUUAAUAAAGCUGGUUUAUCAACAAUAAUAUCGUCGGAUAUUAAAAACUGUUCAUCUGUAGAUCCGGUAUUAAUUAUACCGGCUAUUAUUAUAGAUGCUAUAGGACAGCCAUUAAAUAACGAUCCCAACACAAAUGAACUAGGAACAUCAAUUUCUCUGGAUCAGAACGCAGUCUGGUCUAAACCAGAUGUGGACUAUACACCUUAUAAAAAUAUUAUAUCAGCCGUAUGGCUCACAUUAAGACAUAGAAACUAUACUUGGGGUUUACUAGAAGACCCAGCAUUCUCUACUCUAACACAUUUUACUCAACCGAAGAUGAUGAUAAGAGAUCCUUGUUCACAUCCAGAUGUUAUAAAGUGUGGACAAACCGAAAACGAAUACAUCAAUGUAUUAACUCAAAAUACUUUAAAACACGGACGGCGGUAUUAUAUCUGUAUCCAUGCUGAUGCUGUUGAUGCUAGUCAUGAAAAAUGGACGGAAGAUUUGGAAGAAGUAAACGCAUGUAGUGAUGGAGUAACUGUUGAUUUGACUCCACCAAAUGGUGGUCGGGUGUGGGUGGAGAACUUGAAAGAUUUUAAAUACCAGUCAUCUGACAGUGAUGUAGCUGUUUACUGGGAUAGUUUUCUUGACGUAGAAGAAAAUGGUGGAAAAACUGUUCAUCCAAGUGGAAUAUCAAAAUAUCAUUUAUAUAUCGGUUCUAUAGAGGGAGGUGCAGAUAUUGUAACUAAACAUAACGUUGGUUUGAUAAAUCAUAAAAUAUUCCACCAUCUUUCUUUACAAAAUGGCCACACUUAUUACGUCACUAUAGAAGCAAUUGAUUUUGUAAACAGGACAAAAAUCGUUUCAUCUGAAGGUUUCAUUAUUGAUAAUAGUCCACCAGAAACUACAUCUAAACCUAUACAAUUUACUAAUACAUAUAUACAGUCAAAUGAUGUAUUGUCUGUGUGUUGGAGUGGAUCAUUUAAAGACACCGAAAGUGGUAUAAGUCAGUAUCGGUGGGCAAUAGGUACUAGACCAGGUCAUGAAAACAUUAGGGCUUAUAUGAUAACCGAUAAUGAUUGUGAUGAAGCGAACCUAGAACACAAAUUGCAAGAUGGACACGUUUAUUACGUAACAGUUCAGGCCAUUAAUGGUGCAGGGUUAUCUACUACAUUAAUAUCUCAUCCAGUGACAGUAGACACAACUCCUCCUACCACAGGACAUGUCAUCGAUAUUCUUAAUACAAACUAUACCGGAGAUGACGUAGAUUAUAUAACUAACCAAUCACUACUUUCUGUUAGAUGGCAAGGAUUCCACGAUCCCCAUUCAUCCAUGCAAUACUAUACUGUUAAAGUUGGUACCUGUGAUGAUAGUGAUGACAUAAUUCCAGAAAUCAAAACAGGAAUAUCUACACGUAAGGAAAAUAUUAUUACAAAGCACAAUCCAACUUUUCUGUCAUAG